Molecule: messenger RNA, 1335 nt
Organism: Prunus dulcis (almond)
Lineage: Eukaryota; Viridiplantae; Streptophyta; Magnoliopsida; Rosales; Rosaceae
Product: glucomannan 4-beta-mannosyltransferase 9-like
Exons: 7
Coding region: 132-1160 (342 amino acids)
Cellular component (GO): Golgi apparatus
Molecular function (GO): mannan synthase activity
Source: RefSeq, a predicted model, not a curated record
UUUUGGCCUGAAAAAAAUUACAGGAUUUGGUGGAGUUAGAAUGCCAAAGAUGGGCAAGCAAAGGAAUAAACAUAAAGUACGAGAUCAGAGACGACAGAAAUGGGUUCAAAGCAGGGUCUCUCAAAGAAGGCAUGAAGCACAGUUAUGUCAAACAGUGUGACUAUGUUGCCAUCUUUGAUGCUGACUUCCAACCUGAGCCUGAUUUUCUCUACCGCACCAUUCCAUUUCUGGUCCACAACUCUGACAUUGCUCUUGUCCAAGCUCGCUGGAAAUUUGUGAAUUCAGAUGAGUGCUUGAUGACAAGAAUGCAAGAGAUGUCACUUGAUUACCAUUUCACGGUGGAGCAAGAAGUGGGGUCUGCAACUUAUGCCUUCUUUGGUUUCAAUGGCACGGCGGGUGUGUGGAGAAUUGCAGCGCUCAAUGACGCUGGAGGAUGGAAGGACUGCACAACAGUAGAGGAUAUGGAUUUAGCAGUCCGAGCUAGUCUCAAAGGCUGGAAAUUUGUGUAUCUUUCUGAACUUAAGGUGAAAAGUGAAUUGCCAAGUACGUUCAAAGCCUACCGUUAUCAGCAGCAUCGAUGGUCUUGUGGCCCUGCUAAUCUCUUUAGAAAGAUGGUAAUGGAGAUUGUGAGAAACAAGAAGGUGUCCCCAUUGAAGAAGUUUCAUGUGAUCUACAGCUUUUUCUUUGUUCGCAAAAUUGUAGCACAUAUCGUCACAUUUGUCUUCUACUGUGUCAUUUUACCAGCAACGGUUUUGGUUCCUGAAGUUCAAGUUCCCAUUUGGAGUGCUGUUUACAUUCCUUCUACCAUUACUCUCCUCAAUGCUGUUGGAACUCCUAGAUCACUCCACCUAUUGAUUUUCUGGAUCCUCUUUGAGAAUGUGAUGUCUCUGCACCGGACUAAGGCGAUAUUUAUAGGUCUUUUUGAAGCAGGGAGAGUAAAUGAAUGGGUCGUCACUGAGAAACUGGGAGAUGCUCUCAAGAAAAAAUUAGGUGCAAAAGCUCCCAAGAAACCUCGAUUAAGAAUUGGAGAAAGGGGUUGGUUAUGUUGGCACCUUUGUCCCCAACUCAUAGCCGUACACAUUGUUUCAAAAAUUCAUUCAUCAACAUCCCUUCUGUCAAGGAAAGAUGAAAUUAUUAUUUAUUUUCGUCUGGGAGUUUAGCUGUUUUAGAUUGUUUAUAGGUCAUUCUUAUCUGAUGAGCGAUGGUUCAUAUUAAGUUAUUUCUUCGUGGAUAGUCUAGGAAAAUUCAAGGAUAAGAGUGCAGCGCCGGUAAGUUAUAUAUAUACAUGGCAUAGGAACUGCCUUUGUACUGUAAAAAGAAGCACCAACAAGCAGG